This is a messenger RNA of Symbiodinium sp. CCMP2456, 2160 nucleotides long. NCBI's taxonomy places the organism in Eukaryota, Dinophyceae, Suessiales, Symbiodiniaceae. The record is from the annotation of a GenBank genome assembly.
AUGGCUCCUCGAGACAAGGAGCGGCACAGUGCCAACCCGCGAUCCUCGGUCAGACAGCCAGAAAAGAAAUCUGGCGGAGGAGGGAAGUACACUGUCGGAAAGGCGGGAGAUGAGAGAUGGGGUGCAGUCCUGAAGAGGGAAGAUCCCAACUACGACCCUGAGGAGAAGCGUGUUGAUCCCGAAGAUGGAUGUGCAUACACCUGGGAUCAGCUGGCUGAGUUCUACCGUGGCAAGUACAAGAUGAAGCAGCUGGAGGAAUACUGGGAUUAUGAGUGCAAGCCGGCAAAGACGAGAAGCAAGCAGCGUAAGGUGGAAUCUGCGCAGGCCGGAAAGGAUCCUACUCCAGCAGAGUCUGCGAAGCAGGGCAAGAAGGCGGCAGCGGCGGCAGCGAAGCCGAAAGCCAAGACGAAGGCGAAGCCCAAGGCCGAAGCGAAGCGCUUGCAGCAGGGAGACAUGGAAUCUGAUGGACCCCUGGCCAAGGAGAUUGCUUUGCAUAUACCCUAUUUCCCCUUCAAGAAGAUCGAGAGGUUCUAUGACAUUCAGGGCCUGCUGCAGCACCCGAAGCUUCUCAACGCGAUGUGUGCGGUCUGGGCAAAGCGAUUCCGAAAACUGGGUGUGACAAAGAUCUGCGGCUUUGAGGCUCGCGGUUUCCUUUUCACGCCCGUUUCCAUCAAGCUUGGCGUGCCUUUUGUGAUGCUCCGCAAGGCUGGAAAGCUGCCAAACACAAUCUCCAGCGGCCCGUACACAAAGGAGUACGACGGCUUGGACGAGAUGUGCGUGCAGAAGGGAGCGGUUGUCAAGGGCGACAAAGUGGUCCUCAUUGACGACCUGAUUGCCACAGGAGGGACACUCUGCGCCGGUAUCAAGCUCAUGGAAGCCUGUGAGGCGGAAGUCGUGGAAUGCAGUUGCAUGGUCGAGCUCAAGGCGUUGAAUGGCAGAGAGAAGUGCCUCGCCGCUGGAGCAAAGUCUGUGAUUGGACCUCAGCCAGCUGUUGAGCAGAAGCAGGUGGCACAACAGCAGGCAGAACGUGCCCGGUACAUGGUGUUGAAGGCUCAGGAGGAGAAGAAGCGAACGAUCAUCCACGCCGAAGGCGAGAAAGAGUCGGCGAGGAUGAUUGGUGAUGCGAUCAAGGCCAAUCCAGGUUUCGUCGAACUGCGAAAGAUUUCGGUCGCGAAGGAGAUCUCUAGCUUGCUUUCCAAGUCCGCUAAUCGAAUGGUGCUCUCGACGGAGUCGCUUCUCAUGAGCCUCAGUGAUGACAGUGAUGGCAAGGCAAGUCUUCAGCAGCUGCCCAACGCGAUAUGCCAGGAUGACCAGGAAUGGCUCCAAAGCAUCAACAUCGGCCAUGGCCAUGCCAUGAGUGCCAGGCCUAUGCAGCUGCACUCCGAGAGCAUCCUGCUCUACGAGGAGUUCGCGCAGCGCCCAGAAAAGCAGAUCGGCCCCGCCGCCACUGCCAUCCAGAGAGAGCUCAUCGGAGAGGGCAUUGCUCUGGAUGAGGUCGUGGCCAACAAACGGUCCUCGGGCUGGGCUGUCCGGCAGAGGCAAGCACAGCGCAACGACCUGGGCCACUUCUGCUACGGUUGUGGGCAGCCUCUAAGAGAUCUGAACGAGGAGGUUACGGUCUGGACAGGCGCAGCGAUUUACCGUCGCUUCCAUCCUGCUUGUGCAGCUUCGUAUGUCCUUCGCGCUGAUGGGCAGUCGGCUGUUGACAGGAGUCGAGACCGUUUGCGAGAUGAUGUCGUGGAGGGCUACGCAGAUGCUUGGCGGGCACCACGGCCGGUUCGGCCAGUAGAGGCUGCCAGGCAAUGGCUUCUCUCAGAGGAUCAGCGUGCCUGGGGCUCACUUCGUGGAGACCUCUUCACGACAGUGACGGUCAACGAGAAUGGCAAGAAGAAGGCAGUUCCGGGGCUCUCUCAUGAACAGCUGCGCAUUCUGCAGACUAAACACAGGUGGCAGCCAGAUGCCCCUGACUUCCGCGAAGGCCAGGAGCCAGAGCACCUCGAGUGCGCAGUCUGCUUCGGUGCCCCAGAUGCCUCGAGCUGCUGCAUCAGGCUGCCCUGUGCUCCCCAGCACGUGUUUCACCUCAGCUGCGUCCUCCCGUGGCUGAAGAAGGCCUCGCUGUGCCCCACAUGUCGCAGAGACUUGCGGCCCUUGCUGAAGUAG